Dovyalis caffra is the source of this 2103-nucleotide messenger RNA. The record is from the annotation of a GenBank genome assembly. NCBI's taxonomy places the organism in Eukaryota, Viridiplantae, Streptophyta, Magnoliopsida, Malpighiales, Salicaceae.
AUGGCUUCUCUACACAUAUUGAAAUCAACUCUCUCCCCACUUUCCAUUUCACCAUCAAAAAACUUGCUUGGGAAAUCAAAUUCCAGGAAAACGAUUUUCAAGCUGACAACUUUGUGUGGAAGCUCAAGAAGAUUUUUUGAGAGACCACAAAAGUUUAAAGUUCUUUGUUCGGUCCAAGAAGAAGAUAAUAGUCAAAGAAAUGGGGAAGAGCCACCAGAGUCAUUGUUUAUGAAGGAACUGAAGAGGAGGGGUAUGGCUCCAACUUCAUUGCUUGAAGAGACCAAUAGGGGCAAUUAUGGAGUGGAAGAUGAAAUGAAAAUAGGAGAGAAAGAUAGGGGUUUCUCUAAAAGAAAUUCAGUAUCUACUGAACUUAAUGAAAGUUUGUCUAAUCAAAGGGAGAAGUCAAUGGCUCUUAAUAGUGAAGGACUUGAGGGGUUAAUUCCUCGGGCUAAACUUUUGCUCACUAUUGGAGGAACUUUCUUCUUGGGAUUUUGGCCGUUGAUUCUAAUAACCGUUACAUUUUUUUCUGGUCUCUACUUUUACUUUGGGCCAAGUUUCGUUCAUGAUGGAAGGGAUGCACCAGUCUCACCACCACCGUAUAUUGAUCCAUAUGAAAUGCUGGAAGAUGAAAGAAUAUCUCAAAUAGCUCCUAACACAUCUCUGGGAUACCGAAAGGCAGACAUGGUUACAGGGCCAGUAAACGAGCAAAGCUUUGCUCUACACAUUGUAAAAACUGAUGAUGAUGGUCGCUUAAAGAGAACAGGAAGUUUGAUGGCUGCAAGUGCACAUAUCAUUACAGCUGUUAUUGGAUCUGGCGUUCUAUCUCUUGCAUGGGCCACGGCUCAAUUGGGUUGGAUUGCAGGACCUAUUGCUCUCCUAAUCUUCUCUGUCGUCACUUGGUUUACUUCCUGUCUGCUAGCUGACUGUUAUAGGUUCCCAGGUCCCCAUGAAGGGACAAGAACCUACACUUACAUGGGUGCUGUAAAAGCUCAUUUAGGAGGAAUCAAGUACAUACUUUGUGGGAUAUCUCAAUAUACAAAUCUUGUAGGAACAUCAAUAGGAUACACCAUCACCGCAUCUAUAAGCAUGGCGGCAAUUAAAAGAUCAAACUGCUUUCACAAGGAGGGCCAUAAAGCAGAGUGCCAUGCAUCAACGAAUAUGUUCAUGAUUAUAUUUGGGAUUGUACAAAUCAUCAUGAGCCAACUACCUAAUUUUCAUAAGCUUGCCGGGCUUUCCACCCUCGCUGCUAUCAUGUCUUUUGCGUACGCAUUGAUCGGUAUCGGUCUUUCCAUAGCUGAAAUUGCAGGAGGGAACCGUGUUAAAACAAGCCUAACAGGAACAGUGGUAGGGGUGGAUGUGACAAGCACAGAGAAGGCUUGGAAUUGCUUUCAAGCCAUUGGAAACAUUGCAUUUGCCUAUACGUAUACCUCAAUCCUUGUUGAGAUACAGGAUACACUAAAAUCAAGCCCACCAGAGAACCGAGAGAUGAAGAAGGCUUCACUAGUUGGAGUCGCAACAACCACUCUAUUCUACAUGUUGUGUGGAACGCUGGGUUAUGCAGCAUUCGGCAAUAAGGCGCCAGGCAACUUCUUAACAGGAUUCGGUUUUUAUGAGCCUUACUGGCUCAUUGACUUUGCUAACAUGUGCAUUGUUAUUCACCUUAUUGGGGCUUACCAGGUAUUUUGCCAACCGACAUUCAAGCUUGUGGAAGAUUGGUGCAGCAAAAAAUGGCCAGCAAGUGGAUUCGUAACAAACGAACACCCUGUUCGCAUUCCAUUUUGUGGUGUUUUUCCUGUGAAUUCGUUCAGGCUAUUGUGGAGAACAGCCUAUGUGAUAGCAUCGUCUGUUCUGGCCAUGACAUUUCCAUUCUUCAACAGUGUUCUGGGUCUCAUUGGUGCAAUAUCAUUUUGGCCAUUAACUUUGUAUUUCCCAGUUCAGAUGUACAUAUCACAAGCCAAAAUUGGACCAUUUACCUUCACCUGGACAUGGCUAAUGAUUUUGACCGUGUCUUGCUUGAUUGUAUCACUUGUUGCUGCUGCUGCAUGCGUUCAAGGCCUCGUUACGGAGCUCCACGCCUACAAGCCUUUCAAAUCUGUUUCUUAG